UACGUCCUUGAAUGUGACGUUUGUAAUUGAUGAAAAUGUUAAACUUGUGGAACAGAGGAGUUCAGAGAGCUUUGAAAGAGCCAUGUGUCAUUAGCUCCGCCCCGUCUAAAAUCCCACCCUUAAUAUCAGCCGCGCGCCCCGCGCAGCUCGACUCUCACCGCCGGCGCCUCUGGAACCAGUUCGACGCUCUCGAACACAACUCUCUGGAACUUUACUGCCACUUUACGCGCCGCGAACAUGGCCGAUUACAUCGAAAGCGAGAAGAAAGUCAACGGCGAGCCGAUGGCGAACGGACUCAGCCCCACAGUGAGGAGCCCGGAACCGGUGGCGGAGCGGGUCAAGCGGAUCGUGAGGUCCAACCUGCUGGUCAUCCUCACCGUGGCGGGGGUCAUCGUCGGGGUGGUCAUCGGACUCGCGGCGCGCCACGCCACCCUGACCUACACCCAGGUGCUCUACAUCGGCUUCCCCGGGGAGCUGCUGAUCCGCCUGCUGAAGAUGAUCAUCAUCCCGCUGGUGGUGUGCAGCCUGGUGUCCGGGGCCGCCAGCCUCGACCCCAAGUCCCUGGGCAAGUUGGGCGGCUGGGCCAUGCUCUUCUUCCUCAUCACCACCCUCAUCGCCUCCUCCAUCGGUGUCAUCAUGGCGGUCAUCAUCAGACCCGGGUCCGGCUCGAUGGAGAAGCCCAAACUGCCCGGUUUGAACGACGCCGUGCCGGAGCCCAAAGAAGUUGUGGACUCGUUCUUAGACCUGAUCAGGAACAUCUUCCCAUCUAACUUGGUGUCGGCAGCUUUUCAGUCGUACGCUACCAGCUACAAGAUGGUCACCAAGAAUGGCACGGAUGGGAUGCCAAACAUCACAGUGGAAAAGGUACCAGUUGGAACCGACCAGGACGGCAUGAACAUCCUGGGUCUGGUGGUGUUCGCCAUCGUGUUUGGUGUGGCUCUGAGGAAACUGGGAGAGGAAGGCGAGAUCCUGAUCAAGUUCUUCAACUCGUUCAACGAAGCCACUAUGGUGCUGGUCGCCUGGAUCAUGUGGUACGCGCCGCUCGGUAUCAUGUUCCUGGUCGCCAGCAAGAUCGUGGAGAUGGAAGACGUCACCAAGCUGUUCACCAGCCUGGGGAAAUACAUCGCCUGCUGCAUCGUGGGUCACGUGAUCCACGGCUUCCUGGUGUUGCCCGCCAUCUACUUCAUCUUUACAAGGAAGAAUCCGUACAAAUUCCUGUGGGGGAUCUUCACAGCUCUGGCCACUGCUUUCGGAACCAGCUCCAGCUCGGCCACACUUCCCCUGAUGAUGAAGUGUGUGGAGGAGAACAACGGGGUUUCCAAACAAAUCAGCCGCUUCAUCCUGCCCAUCGGAGCGACCGUCAACAUGGACGGCGCCGCCCUCUUCCAGUGUGUGGCCGCAGUCUUCAUCGCUCAGCUCAACAACGUUUCGCUCAACUUCGUCCAAGUCAUCACCAUCCUAGUGACGGCCACAGCGUCCAGCGUGGGAGCGGCAGGCAUCCCUGCCGGAGGUGUGUUGACCCUGGCCAUCAUCCUGGAGGCGGUCAGCCUGCCCACCAACGACAUCUCCCUGAUCCUGGCCGUGGACUGGCUUGUCGAUCGCACUUGCACCGUGCUGAACGUGGAGGGCGACGCCUUCGGAGCGGGCCUGCUGCAGCACUACACCGAUCGCAUGUCCAAGAAAGAGGAGGGGACGGAGCUGAGCGAGGUGAAGCUGGAGGACGGCCAGGCAGCGGCGGCGGCGCCCGAGCACUCGCCUCUGAUCGAGAAACGGGAUCCCUACUCCUCAGGGGACAAGGUGUCGUCCAUGUAAGGCGGCUCCCGCCGUCUUGCUCCAACACUCCCGGCUAGGAAGCCAGCGGCUCGGACUUUGUCUUCUGCCUUGGUGAGAAAAGAUGGCCGACUCAAGUCGAGCUCACGACGACUGGGAAACAUUUGAUCCUGUCAACAGACCAACCCCAGUCACCCAAUCUGGUAUUUAUAUUUCAGAAGAUGUUUCUGUAUCUCGAUGAAUCCCGGUGUUUUCUUCCCAUCUUCAACACACAAGUUGCUGCAGCCACUUUGUGUUUGCCAAAGAAAUCGUAGCCAACCUUUCAGACAAUCCCAGCUCCGGAGACGCUAGAGUGACGGCCUGGAAGAUGAUGUAUAUUUAAAAUGUGUCGCACGACAGCUGCAAUAUCAAAAUGAUUUUUUUUUUAUAUCUUAUUUAAACACAUUUGUGCUACAGAUUACUACCAAAGACUUUAUCGCAAAAUACACGGCUUAAGGACUGUAUCUAUAUCAAGGUACCAAACAACUUUUUUGUACUUCAACUUUACAACCCUGGACGAGGAGACCUCUUGACCCUCACGGGGUCGACACGCACACAGACACAUGGGUCAUUCAAACCUGCAACCUCAGGCGUACGCCUUUACCUACCGGUACAUUUUAUUAGCCGACGCUUCUUAACACUCUUGAGACCAAAGACCAUGGCAGCAGGCGAUAAAACUUGGAGGGAGGCGUGUCAUCUUUGUAGCAGCUGCUCGUACUGAAAUGAAACUCACAAUGGUUUGAUAAGCACAAUGUUAUAUCCACGGGAGGUUUGUCAUAGACUUUUUUUCUGUUGCAUGAAUGGUGCAGCGGAGGUCACAGUAAGGUCAUCAAGAACGUGUUCAAUAGACGCGUGCGUGUGUUUGUGUGGCGUUGGUGACUCGGAUGGUCUUAACUAAACUACACACUGUGCUGAAUCCGUUGGAGUCUGUUCUUUCUUGCUAUUUAUUUGAUCCAAAUUCAAGUGACAUGGACUUUAGUGUGGGUUUCAUCAAAGGAAACCUCUGUGUGUCAUGGAUACGAGAUAUUGUCUGGUAUGAAAAGGUCUUCUGGCACAGAUUUGAUCAUUCCUGUUGAACAGUUGGACGUCAAGCUUGUUGCCUUCUGGUGUUUCUGAUCCAUGAAUGUACCUAUUGGUUUGUUACAGUCGGGGAAGGUUUCUCUUCAAAUUAAUGUUCUGGAGGUACUGUCCUUAGAUAGGAAAUAAUAAAGGCCUUGUGUAUUUCUAAAAGUAUC
Molecule: messenger RNA, 3044 nt
Organism: Synchiropus splendidus (mandarinfish)
Lineage: Eukaryota; Metazoa; Chordata; Actinopteri; Syngnathiformes; Callionymidae
Gene: slc1a5
Product: solute carrier family 1 member 5
Exons: 8
Coding region: 238-1812 (524 amino acids)
Biological process (GO): L-aspartate import across plasma membrane
Cellular component (GO): plasma membrane
Molecular function (GO): symporter activity; neutral L-amino acid transmembrane transporter activity; L-aspartate transmembrane transporter activity
Source: RefSeq, a predicted model, not a curated record